Messenger RNA from [Candida] anglica, 2055 nucleotides. The record is from the annotation of a GenBank genome assembly. NCBI's taxonomy places the organism in Eukaryota, Fungi, Ascomycota, Pichiomycetes, Serinales, Debaryomycetaceae.
AUUGACAUCAAGUGUUUACAAUAAAACAUAUAUCAUACCAUCACUUCAUAUUAUCAAAUUAUUAUUGCUGUUAAUUUUUAGAUUGCUUUAUUAUCUUUAAUCCUUGCAACAUUUAUUUUUUGCAUUAACAUCAAAACACUUGUACAUUAAACAUGACUGAUCAUAAUUCACUUAAUUCCGUGGAAAACUACGAUCCAUAUGCCCCAGCUGCCAUUUAUGGUGAUGUGGAAGAUCGAACAGAUGCUCAAUCUGAGAUCUCUCAAGGUUCGGCUGCAACUACAGCAAGAUCAUUAAGAAUUACUCGUACAGAAACUAAAAAAUCACUUGUGGAUUUGGGUUUGGGGAAAAAUAUCCCUAUGCCAGAUGUCACUGGUCCUCCAGUGGAAGCUCCUAUCUUUCCUGAAGAAUAUACCCUUGAAACUUCUACUGGUUUAGUGCCUGUACAAACUCUUCAAUCUCUUGGAAGAGUGAAAACCUUGGCCUCAGAAGCUAUAGGUAGUAUACCCGAAGAAGAAAAACCACAAGAUUUGGAUCCAGAUAUCGAGUUUGUAACUUUCCUUAUUGAAGAUCCUGAGAAUCCCCACAAUUGGAGCAUGGCUGUUAAAUGGAUAUAUACCUUUUUACUUUCUAUGCUUGUCAUUUGUGCUGCUUAUGGUUCAUCUUGUUUGUCUGGUGGUUUAGGAACCAUCAAUGAUAAAUUCCAUGUCUCUUCUGAAGUUUCUACUUUGAGUGUCUCAUUAAUGGUUUUAGGUUUUGCUGUCGGUCCAUUAUUAUGGGCUCCAUUAUCCGAAGAAAUCGGUAGACAACCAGUGUAUUUUAUUUCUUUUGGUUUAUAUACCAUCUUUAACAUUCCUGUUGCAUUGGCCAAGAACAUUGGUACUGUCUUGGUUUGUCGUUUCUUGUGUGGGGUCUUUGCUGCUUCUGCUUUGAGUAAUGUCGGUGCAUCCUUGGUUGAUAUGCACAAUGAUACUAGAGGGUUAGCUAUUGCUUUCUUCUCUUUCUGUCCAUACUCUGGUCCUGUCUUUGGUGGUGUCGUCAAUGGUUUCAUUUCUGUCGGUACUGGUCGUUUCGAUCUUAUGGUCUGGGUCAAUAUGGCCUUUGCUGGUGUCAUGUGGAUCAUUGUCUCGCUUAUCCCAGAAACUUACGCCCCAGUUAUUCUUAAACGUAGAGCCAAGAAGAUGAGAAAGGAAACUGGUAACAAAAAGAUUAUGACUGAACAAGAAGCUACCCCAAUGACCUUUUCUGAGUUACUUAAUAAUAACUUGUACCGUCCUCUUAAGUUUGUCAUCCAAGAACCAGUCUUGGUUCUCGUUUGUGGGUUUGUUUGUUUGAUCUACUCAUUAUUGUAUGCCUUCUUCUUUGCCUAUCCAGUUAUUUUCAAUGAAUUGUACGGAUACAAGGACAAUCUUAUUGGCUUGAUGUUUAUUCCUAUCUUGAUUGGUGCAGCUUUUGCCCUUUUCACAACUCCUAUACUUGAAAAGCAGUAUGCCCUCAUUUGCAAAAGAAGACGUCCUACUCCUGAAGAUAGACUUCUUGGUGCUAUGAUCGGUUCUCCUUUCCCUUGUAUUGCCUUAUUUAUCCUUGGUGCCACAUCCUAUAAGCAUAUUAUUUGGGUCGGCCCAGCCUCUUCUGGUAUUGCUUUUGGUUAUGGUAUGGUUUUGAUUUACUACUCAUUGAAUAAUUAUAUCAUUGAUACUUAUGCCAAGUAUGCUGCCAGUGCUCUUGCUACCAAGGUCUUUUUAAGAUCUGCAGGAGGUGCCGCAUUCCCAUUGUUUGUCACCCAAAUGUACCAUCGUUUGGGUUUACAAUGGGCCAGUUGGUUAUUAGCCUUCAUUUCUCUUGCUAUGGUUGCCAUCCCUUUCACUUUCUACAAAUUUGGAGCUGGUUUGCGUGCUAAGAUGUGUCGUGAGGAUUAUACCGCAUACCACUUCGAAGACGAGGACUCCAAAGAUGAAAUCUCUUCGCUGUCUUGAGAAAUUUCAUCAAUAUAGUUAAUAUCAAGACACUUAUAUAUAUAUAUAGAGUAUUUAAAAAAAUUUUACAUUUGCAUUUUAA